Molecule: messenger RNA, 2307 nt
Organism: Eremomyces bilateralis CBS 781.70
Lineage: Eukaryota; Fungi; Ascomycota; Dothideomycetes; Eremomycetales; Eremomycetaceae
Product: FabD/lysophospholipase-like protein
Exons: 3
Coding region: 258-2102 (614 amino acids)
Biological process (GO): arachidonate metabolic process
Cellular component (GO): membrane
Source: RefSeq, a predicted model, not a curated record
AAGGAAUCCUCGCGACCAUAGCCCGAUCUGACGAAGCAACGACAUUAUUCCUGGAUUUUCCCUGGAUAUACUACAUACCUAAGAGGCGCUUUGGUUGAAAGGGCACUCAGGAUCAGUUUCACCUCACGAGCGCUUCCAUCAACUCCGACGCGAGCGAGACAUUUAUAUUGCGCCUAUCAGGCUGUACUGCUGCAGGAUUGGCGGUAUCGCAAACCAAAUUCGAUCGCUCCUCUGGGAACUCGGUUCUCCAUCCAAACAUGGAGGCCUCCGGGCUCCGCAGAAAAGACACGACAAAAGGCCCGCCGCUUCGAAUAUUGUCAUUAGAUGGCGGUGGCGUACGGGGAUAUUCUAUGCUCAUCCUCCUUCAAGAACUGAUGCACCGGACAUUCGUCGAAAUCGAAGGCCGCGCUCCGAAGCGACACGAGAUUCCCAAACCAUGCGAUCAUUUUGAUCUGAUUGCGGGAACGGGGACUGGCGGGUUGAUCGCGUUGAUGUUGGGUCGCCUACGGCUGGACAUUGAGACUUGCAAAGAUCUCUACGUGCGGUUGACCAAGCGCGUCUUCGAAACCGACAAGACCAUUGCCGGAAUCCCGUACCGCAGCACUUUGUUCAAGGCCGCGAAACUCGAGGAGGCGAUCCGAGAGUGCGUGAGGGACCAUACGCUAUACGCAGAUGAAGGGAAUGACGAUGAAGAUGCGCCAGACGCGCCAUCACCCACCCGAGAUAGUCUGGACGUUAGGAUGCCUGGAUCCGCAGGUCCUCAGCGGACAUUUAGCAAUGCAAGUCGAUACAGUCAGAUCGGCACCUCGCCCCAGCGAUAUAGCCUUGGGGGAUUCUCAAGAUGGGGAAACCCGAACACACUUCUAUAUGAUCGAAGAGAAAACAGGACGAAAACCGCUGUAACAGCAGUCUACCGAGGACAAUCUCGAUCCGGUUCAACUAGUCUCCUCCGAAGCUACGAUUCUCGAAAGGAGCCAGCUCCGGAAUUCGAUUGCACCAUCUGGCAAGCCGGUCGGGCGACCUCUGCAAUCGGCCUUGCUUUCAAGCCUAUCCAGAUCGGACAAUCCGUCUUCCACGACGACGGGGUUGGCAAAUACAACCCUGCCCCACAAAUUCUCGAUGAAGCUGUUUGCAACGAAUGGCCCGGCCGCGAAGUCGGAUUAUUCGUAUCCAUCGGAACAGGCAAACGUCCUUCAGGGACAAGUUCGCAGCAACAACUCUGGUGGGAGGGCUUCGUGGGGCCGACAAUUGGGGAGUUUGCCGAAGCGCGGCGAAGACUGAUGCAAAAGAUCGAAGAGUGCGAAGACAUUCACCACUACGUGUUGAAAGAGCACCUUGCACGUCGCGGCGUCAACGUGGAAAACUACUACCGCCUCAACGUCGAAGUGGGUGUUGGUGAAUUCGGCAUGAAUGAGUGGAACCGACUCGCCGACAUCAGUACAAACACCCGGAUGUAUCUGGCGAAAGACAAGGUGCAAUCGAUGAAUCUUGAUGCCGCCGCGAAGCUGGCUCGCAUCCACCGCGCAAAGCAGCGCUGGGAGCGCAUAGCGCGACCAGAUCAACAGCAACCCCAAGACUGGAGUAACUUCUCCAAAUGGGGACCAUUUCGCCCUCCAGUUGGGGCUAUCGCGGAGGUCCCACCACCAAGCAACCCCAUCGCCAUCGAGCUCCCUGCCGAAGAUGUCGCCCUUCCCCCACAUCAAUCCCAACCUCCCUCAAUCAACUUUUCUGCCCCUCCGCCGUUCCACCCCCCAUUACCCCCACGACCGCCAACUGCCGACUCCGGGAAGUUUGCCGUAAUAUCAUCCGACGAAUACCCCCAGCCCGUUCAAUCGCAUCCCGACACCCUCCCGCACCAUCCAGCACCCAUCGGCGGGACGCACAUCGCUCCGCAGUCAUUACCGCCACCGCCACCGCGAAGGUCCAACGAUCAGAGAAGAAGCGGGGAGGAACAACGACCCGGGGCCGGCUUACCACCGCCUAUCCCGCCGAAAACACCAAUUCCGGGGGCGUCAAGACCGAGCCCGCGGUUACCGUAUCCCGAUGCAGACGGACCACCGCCUAUGGUCAAUCGCGGACGAAAACCGGAAUUCAGAGGUUAAAAUGUUGCAUCCCUUAGCAUUGCACGUCCUUUUCUAGUCUCGGCGAUUCGUGCAGCCACUGGCGCUUGGUUUGGGGCAAUGUACGUGGGCUCAAAUUGAUGAGCUUCAUUUUGCUUUUUUCUAGAUACCUCCUUCGCAUGGGUUUCAGGUUCAUGUGUGAUGAUAGCAGAUCCGGAUUGAUGAUGGUUAUUAUGACUUACGGAAG